This is a messenger RNA of Hevea brasiliensis (rubber tree), 1421 nucleotides long. Its product is annotated as iron-sulfur protein required for NADH dehydrogenase, mitochondrial. The transcript is spliced from 8 exons. Gene Ontology annotation, cellular component: mitochondrion. Gene Ontology annotation, biological process: iron-sulfur cluster assembly; mitochondrial respiratory chain complex I assembly. The record is from RefSeq and is a predicted model, not a curated record. Bases 166 to 1047 code for a protein of 293 amino acids. Lineage: Eukaryota; Viridiplantae; Streptophyta; Magnoliopsida; Malpighiales; Euphorbiaceae. Gene Ontology annotation, molecular function: ATP-dependent FeS chaperone activity; ATP binding; 4 iron, 4 sulfur cluster binding.
GCAUAUUCCCCUCUCCUCCAUCUUCUUCAUCUUUCCCUCCUCUUCUUUCAGCAAAACUAUUACCUUCUUUUUUCUCAAUUCACAUUACACUAAUCUUAGAUUUUGUCUGAAAAGAAAAAUUUCAUAUCUUUGGGAUCUUCGCCUUUUGUACUGCGGAAGAGAUUCAUGAAGGGCUUCUUUCGACCUUUAACUAGGCUUGGAGCUCUUAGAGCCUAUGCGGCAUCGUUUAGUAGAUCAAAGCUGCGGCUUGAAGGGGUUAAGGAUGUUAUUGCUGUUGCUUCUGGUAAAGGCGGCGUGGGCAAGUCCACCACUGCUGUUAAUUUGGCUGUUGCCCUUGCUAACAAGUGCCAUCUGAAAGUGGGUUUGCUUGAUGCUGAUGUUUAUGGGCCAUCUGUUCCAACGAUGAUGAAGAUCAGCAAAAAGCCAGAUGUCACUGAAGAUGCAAAGAUGAUACCAAUUGAAAAUUAUGGAGUUAGGUGUAUGUCAAUGGGAUUUCUUGUGGAGAAUGAUGCCCCUAUUGUGUGGAGAGGUCCCAUGGUGAUGAGUGCUCUUGAGAAAAUGCUGAGGGGAGUUGAUUGGGGAAAUCUUGACAUACUUGUGGUGGAUAUGCCCCCUGGUACUGGUGAUGCUCAGAUAACUAUGAGUCAAAAUCUGCAAUUAUCAGGUGCUAUUAUUGUCUCAACUCCACAAGAUGUUGCAUUAAUAGAUGCUCGUAGAGGAGUUAAAAUGUUCUCAAAAGUUCAAGUUCCUAUUUUGGGAUUUGUAGAGAACAUGAGCUGCUUCAAGUGUCCACAUUGUGGUGAACCUUCUUUCAUUUUUGGGGAAGGAGGAACCCGAAAGACAGCUGCUUCAAUGGGUUAUAAUUUUAUUGGUGAGAUACCAUUAGAAGUGGAGAUCAGAAAAAGUGGCGAUGAAGGUGUCCCAAUAACAAUAUCAUCACCUGACUCUGUAGUCUCCAAGGCAUAUGGCGAUGCAGCACAAAAUCUUGUUAAGAGACUUGAGGAAUUGGCAAAGGAACAAAUUCUUCAACCAGAGAUUAAUCUAUGAUGAAAUGGUGCUGCUUGGUGAAUGGUUGCCUUAAAUAUCAUAAGAUGGUCAUGUUAACCAGUAUACUUGGUCAUGCUUUUGUAAUUGCACUAGGUACCAAAAUGGUAUGUUAUGAAUGCCAAUUUGAUUCAUUUAUCCUUUUCACUGUUUGAAGAAGAAAUUAAUGUAUUCUAGGCAUGAUUAGAUUGGAAGUACACUCAGUAGGUAGCAACUUUGAUAAAGUUGAAAUUGGGACUGUUUUGCACUAGAUGGACUGCAAAUUGCCAACUAGGGAUGCAAUGGUUUUGCCGAAGGAUGAGUUUGUUAAUCAAAUAAUGACCGUUUGUUGUAAUCACUUCAAAUGUUUAGCCGCAAUAUGGCAUAUAUUUGCUUUC